This is a messenger RNA of Macadamia integrifolia, 1600 nucleotides long. RefSeq names its product CLP protease regulatory subunit CLPX3, mitochondrial-like. The record is from RefSeq and is a predicted model, not a curated record. Gene Ontology annotation, cellular component: mitochondrial matrix. The coding region runs from base 389 to 1585 and encodes 398 amino acids. The transcript is spliced from 5 exons. NCBI's taxonomy places the organism in Eukaryota, Viridiplantae, Streptophyta, Magnoliopsida, Proteales, Proteaceae. Gene Ontology annotation, biological process: proteolysis; protein catabolic process. Gene Ontology annotation, molecular function: ATP binding; ATP hydrolysis activity.
AUCCUUCUCUUACAUCCUCAAUCCUAAUUUCUUCUCUCCUCUACUUCCAGUCUACCACUUGGUAAAUAAAUUGGUGAAAGAAAAUUUAAGAAAAAAGAGAUCCAAAAAACGCAAAGAAACUGACCCAUUGAUUCGUCCGUUCAAUAGGUAAUAGGUAUCCUCCUUAAUUUCCCAACUCUCGCUCUCUUCCCCAUCUCUAUCUCGCUUCAGUUUUCAGUUCAAUUUCUUCUUUAAUACAGAAUUCAAUCUCGGAAUCGGUCUCUUUCUUCUAUCGCUGACUUUCAGUUUGUUUUGUAUUUGUGUGAUCAUCUCUAAUAGAGUAGGACUAUCUAAACCUGGCCAUAAUUAUCGAUCUAUCUAUGCUUUGAAUUCGGGGGGUGGGGAAGGCAUGUCUGGAAUCUUCAGAUGGAAGAAGGUCGCAAGGGAAACUGCGACGAGAACUGUCCGAUUAACAGCGCUAUCGGAGACUCAGUCCAACUACCGCUUCUCUCAGAAAUCGCCCAUCUCGACUCGGUUCAACUACCUCCACGUCGGUUCCUACCAUCGCAGGGAGUCUCUCAUAGGCUUUCAGGAGCGCCACAAAUGGGAGGGCAGUUCCGAUGACUCCCAGACUCGCAAGAUUCGAGCUGAGGCCAAUUGCCCACGCUGCUCCAAGAAGAUGGAUCUACUCUUCUCCAAUCGCCACCCCACCGCCUCUCCCAUAGCUGCUGGCGACAAGGGUGGCUACCAGGCCGUCAAUCUCUGCCGCAAUUGCAAGGCCGCAUACUACUUCCGCCCCCACAAGAUGGCUCCCCUGCAGGGCAGCUUCAUUGAGAUUGGCAGGGUCAGGGGUGGAGCACCAAAGGAUUCCGACAGGAAACCCGGCGAGAGUGGCAGUGAGGGUGACGGAAGCACCGCAAGUGGUGGUGGUGGUCCAGGCGAGGAGUUUGGGAACCGGCUUCGGGUGUCGUUCUGGGAAACGUUGAGGUCAUACGGUGGUGACCCACCUGAGAGUUGGCCACCUCCACCAACACCACCUGGGGAUAACGGGAAUGGGCUGGCGGUGCACACGCCUCCAGGCCCACCUUUUGCUCCUGGCGUCAAUGUCAUACGGGCUGCCGGUCCUGGCGUUCCAGGCGGCGGUAGUGGGGAGAAGAGUGGAUGGGGUGGAUCUAAUUUGGGAAAGGAUUUGCCCACGCCUAAGGACAUCUGCAAGGGCCUCGAUAAAUUUGUUAUUGGUCAGGAACGAGCCAAAAAGGUGCUCUCAGUAGCUGUGUAUAAUCACUACAAAAGGAUAUACCAUGCCUCUUUGCAGAAAGGGUCUGGAGGGGAAGCAGAGAACCCUGAAACUGAAAACGAUGAUGAUUCAGUGGAACUAGAGAAAAGCAAUGUCCUCUUGAUGGGUCCAACGGGCUCAGGAAAGACAUUACUAGCAAAAACACUGGCUCGUUUUGUGAAUGUGCCCUUUGUUAUUGCUGAUGCGACAACAUUGACGCAGGCAGGUUAUGUUGGAGAGGAUGUGGAGUCAAUAUUGUAUAAGUUACUCACGGUAUGGUUCACAAUUGCUGCAUGUAGUUUUACACACAGCUUCUUUGUCACAUGCUGAUUCAUGUACUUAAAA